This is a messenger RNA of Macrosteles quadrilineatus (aster leafhopper), 2730 nucleotides long. RefSeq names its product viral IAP-associated factor homolog (gene viaf). Gene Ontology annotation, cellular component: cytoplasm. The transcript has 6 exons. Lineage: Eukaryota; Metazoa; Arthropoda; Insecta; Hemiptera; Cicadellidae. The record is from RefSeq and is a predicted model, not a curated record. The coding region runs from base 118 to 816 and encodes 232 amino acids. Gene Ontology annotation, biological process: protein folding.
UCAAUACAACAUUUUAUAUAGGCUACAACUUAGAUACCUAUCUAUCUAUUCUAUUUAUGUUGGUUUUAAUCUUUCAUACAAAUCUAAGAAAUCCGCUGUAGGCUAGUAUUGGGAAGAAUGCAGAAUCCAAAUGAAGAUACUGAAUGGAAUGAUAUUCUCAGAGCCAAAGGUAUUUUACCUCAAAAAGAAAAGGAAGUGACAGAAGACGACAUUGUAAAUAUACUAGAAUCUACAGUACAGGAAAAAACAACAGGGAAGAAAUCUUUGGACGAGCUAGAUUUGGAUGACUUGGAUGAAUUAGAAGAUGAAGAGGAUGAAAAAGUAUUGCUGGAAUACAGAAAUAAAAGAAUAGCUGAGAUGAGAGCGUUAUCUGAAAAGGCAAAGUAUGGAGAGGUUCGGGAAAUCAGUGGGGAAGAUUACGUCGAGCAAGUUAACAAAGCUGGCGAAGGGGUGUGGGUCGUCCUGCACCUUUACAAGCAAGGGAUUCCCCUGUGUGCACUCAUAAACCAACACUUGAGCGAAUUGGCGACAAAGUUCAAAGCAACCAAGUUUUUGAAGAGUAUAUCUACAACUUGUGUGCCCAACUAUCCUGAUAGGAACUUACCCACCAUCUUCGUCUAUUUUGAAGGAGAUAUGAAGGCACAACUGAUUGGCCCAGCAUCGUUUAGAAGAGCUGAUAUCUCUAUUGAAGAACUGGAAUAUCUUCUUGGACAAACUGGGGCCUUCAAAACGGACAUCACAGAAGACCCUCGGCCAAAGCCAAAGGAUGUACUUUUCUCUACGUUGAAAUCUGACAACAAUGACUGGGACUUAUAGAUUCAUUUCAUGACUAUAGCCCCCCAGACACGAUCCGAUAUGUCUGCCGACUCAUCCGACUCCGACCGCUUAUGGGCUCAACCGACUUGGUCUGCGUACUUCUUACAGCCAUUCUGUCUCAAACUGAAGUGACGGGCCCGAUGCUGACAGAAUACAAUGGAAGCUACACAAAGAUUAUGCUGUCGGAACGCUAGUCGGAUCGUGUGUGGUAACAGCCAGACUUGACAGACAGACCGCGGACCAGACAUGUCAGACUGUGUAUGGAGGGCUUAAGUUUGAAAUAUUUAUUAUUUAUUUAUAUACAGUAGAACCUCACUAAUCCGACCUCGGAUGGUCGGACUCCUCGCUUGGUCCGACCGUGCUGCCGACACAAUAAGCUUCCGCUAACAUAACCUCAUUAUCCAUGAAAAAUCCCAAGAAAAUUUUAUAAAUUGUGUUUCUUUAGGGUAAUGUGUUGAAAUUCAUUGUAUAUUAAACUAUUCCUAUCAAUUAUACGCAGUACGCUCACACAUUAUUGUUUUUGAAAAAUCACAGGCAUUUGACAAAAAUAAAAUGGAAGCAAAACAAAAAAUUUUGUCAGAGUUUCAAGGUCAAGCUGUCGUUUGCACUGAAAUCGUCUGCUCUUUAAGCCCUCACAUCUGUCUGCUGUGUGCUUGCUAUGUCACAACAUUUUGUGACUGGGUAUUUGGUAACCAUGACAACUUUAGUAGCCUGCGAUUGGGUGAUUAGUAUAGUAACCAUGGUAACUUGUUGGAACAGGUGGAUGAAUUUCCCCAUCUGGCAAGCAAUCAACUUGUUGUCCAGUCUUUCUCCCUCCAAUCGGCAAUACAAUGUGACCGGCUACAUUACAAGCAGUGCUGCUAUCUGUGGGUGCUUUAUUGAACUACGUCGACUCUCGUCGUCCUCACCUUAUUUGCUAUUAGUCAGACCGGGUUACACCUGCGGUGUUUGAUGGGCCGCAGCGAACGUGUUAAAGUAUAUUUAUACAGUUUUAGGCGUUGUUUAUAAGUUAGUAAUGACUGUUUUAUGUCAUGUUGGAUUAACCAUGAUUUACAGUUUGUUACUGUCUCCAUUGUCCGUUCAAAAUACAGUUUUACUAUGUUUUUAUGUCAAUAAAUGCGUUCCUCUGAUAAUCUGACCUUUUUGCUGUUCAGACCAUGCUACGGUUCCGUAGGUGACGGAUUAGCGAGGUUCUGUAGCUCUAAAGUAUGCUCAAAAGCAUUUCAUUGUUGUAGUUUUUUACGGAUGAUGGUAGUUAUAUAUAUUGUAUAUUCUAACAGAUCAAUGAAUGGGUUUCAAACAGCAUUUAAUUUUAAAUUAACUACAAGUUUAAAUCAUUUUGUAUCAGAAAACAUUUUUUUGGCCCAAGGUAAUUUUCAGAAAUAUUGAAACUUUUAAAGUUAAACUUUAUUUUGAUAAAAACAUAUUACUUUCUGUUGAAGUAUGUGUAACUACUGCUUCCUAUUUUUUAAAACGUAACUUGUAACUUACAGUGUCAACCCAGAGAAUUCUUGUAUUUGGUUAAGAACUAUAAAAUGUUGGUGCUAAUCUUUAGGAAGAGUCAGUCUCAAAUACACAUGUUUUAGCCUUCUCAAUAUUUUCUGCCUAAUGCAAAACUAGGCGAUAGGAAAAAGUAACGAAUCUACAAAUUUCUUGAUUAAAAUGAAAAAUUAUAAAAUCACUAUAGUCAUCAUUAUAAUAUUGUUGUAGUAGUAAUCAAAAUACAGCAAUACACAAUUCACAAAACCUGUACAAUGUAUUACUGUAUCUACAACAAACAUUAGCUGACAAUCACUAAAUUAUUACUAAAGAAAGAGUAUUAUUUUCUGUUAUUUACUUUUAUAUUUUUAUUGAUAUAUUAUUUUUGUUUGAUUACAAAAGAUCUACGAGAAAGUUUAAAAAUAAAUAGUUUUU